Molecule: messenger RNA, 729 nt
Organism: Poecile atricapillus (Black-capped chickadee)
Lineage: Eukaryota; Metazoa; Chordata; Aves; Passeriformes; Paridae
Exons: 1
Coding region: 1-729 (242 amino acids)
Source: RefSeq, a predicted model, not a curated record
AUGGCGGCGAUGCGGGGCCGAUGGCCCGAGCGCGGCCUCACCGUGGCGGCAGCGGCGGGGCCCGAGCGGAAAGGACUGCGCGUGCGCCGCGCCGCCGCUUCCGCCGCUGAAAGGCCCCCGGCGGCGGGGCUGCCCACGGCGCUGCCUGUGCGGAGCGCAGGACCCUUCCCGCCUGGGAACGGGCAGCCCCGGCAGUGCCUGAUGGGCUCAGCACCGAGACGCGCGCCCCACACCGUGUUACCCCCGGCUGUGCCAUCCCCCCACGGCCCCACACCGUGUCACCCCCGGCUGUGCCAUCCCCCCACGGCCCCACACCGUGUCACCCCCGGCUGUGCCAUCCCCCCACGGCCCCACACCGUGUCACCCCCGGCUGUGCCAUCCCUCCACGGCCCCACACCGUGUCACCCCCGGCUGUGCCAUCCCCCCACGGCCCCAGCCGUGUCACCCGCGGCUCCCCGCCGUGCCCGCUGUCCUUCUCAGCGGGACUGUAAAGCCCUGCCCGGGUUUCCCGGAGAGCCGCGGGUCCCACCCCGGGCCAAGGGCUCGAGGCUCCCGGAGGCACCGAAGUGCUCGGCUCCCCAAAACACCCGCCCGGGAGCCGCGACUCCCCUGACCCCCGUCUGGGAGCUCUCGUUCCGGGGGGGAUGGGACUGCAGCCGUGUCCCCUUGGGCACACCCCGUGUCCCCCCCGCCCAGCCCGGGGCUCUCCCGCCCCGUCUGGGGGUUUGA